Alnus glutinosa is the source of this 1678-nucleotide messenger RNA. Its product is annotated as AP-1 complex subunit mu-2-like. The transcript is spliced from 11 exons. Gene Ontology annotation, cellular component: clathrin adaptor complex; cytoplasmic vesicle. NCBI's taxonomy places the organism in Eukaryota, Viridiplantae, Streptophyta, Magnoliopsida, Fagales, Betulaceae. Gene Ontology annotation, biological process: intracellular protein transport; vesicle-mediated transport. The coding region runs from base 155 to 1441 and encodes 428 amino acids. The record is from RefSeq and is a predicted model, not a curated record.
AAGAAAUUCGAUUUCCAUUUCCCUGAUAACAACAAAAUCACACUCUCUCAAACUUUUGCCAAACAGCAAGAAUUGAAAAAUUGAAAAUCCUCCCAUUCCAUUCACCCAAGCAGAGAUAUCAAUCAGUGACCGUGGAUCUCUCUCUUUCACACAAAUGGCCGGCGCGGCCUCGGCGAUUUUCCUCUUAGACAUAAAAGGCCACGUCUUGAUUUGGCGCGACUACCGUGGUGAUGUCUCUUCAGCUCAGGCCGAGCGCUUCUUCACCAAGCACCUCGAGAAAGAGGGCGAUGCGCAAUCUCAAGAUCCUGUGGUGUAUGACAAUGGCAUAACGUACAUGUUUAUACAACACAAUAAUGUUUAUUUGAUGACUGCCUCGAGGCAGAAUUGCAAUGCCACGAGCCUUUUGCUCUUUCUGCACCGUUUAGUUGAUGUGUUUAAGCAUUAUUUUGAAGUGUUAGAAGAGGAAUCCCUCAGAGAUAAUUUUGUAGUUGUGUAUGAAUUGCUUGAUGAAAUAAUGGACUUUGGCUUCCCGCAAUUCACUGAAGCAAAGAUUCUUAGCGAAUUUAUCAAGACCGAUGCUUAUAGGAUGGAAGUGACGCAGCGACCACCCAUGGCUGUGACUAAUGCAGUGUCUUGGCGUAGUGAAGGGAUACGAUACAAGAAGAACGAAGUUUUCUUGGAUGUGGUGGAGAGUGUAAACAUACUUGUCAACAGCAAUGGGCAAAUUAUACGUUCAGACGUUGUUGGGGCACUAAAAAUGAGAACAUAUUUAACUGGUAUGCCUGAGUGUAAACUAGGCCUAAAUGAUAGAGUAGUACUGGAGGCUCAAGGUCGAGCAGCAAAAGGAAAAGCCAUUGAUCUGGAUGAUAUUAAGUUCCAUCAGUGUGUACGUUUGGCUCGAUUUGACAAUGACCGGACAAUAUCCUUUGUACCCCCAGAUGGACCUUUUGACCUGAUGACUUAUAGGCUCAGUACUCAGGUGAAACCUCUCAUUUGGGUAGAAGCACAAGUUGAAAGGCAUUCUAGAAGUCGUGUUGAAAUCAUGGUGAAAGCUCGGAGCCAGUUCAAGGAGCGCAGCACUGCCACAAAUGUUGAAAUCGAGUUGCCUGUGCCAUCUGAUUCUACAAAUCCUAAUGUCCGAACAUCAAUGGGAUCUGCUACAUAUGUUCCCGAAAAUGAUGCUUUGGUUUGGAAAAUUAAGUCUUUUCCUGGUAAUAAGGAGUAUAUAUUAAGGGCAGAGUUCAGCCUUCCUAGUAUAACUCCUGAAGAAGCAGGACCAGAAAGGAAGGCUCCUAUCCGUGUGAAGUUUGAGAUACCAUAUUUUACUGUUUCAGGGAUUCAGGUUCGUUACCUUAAAAUCAUUGAAAAAAGUGGAUACCAGGCUCUUCCAUGGGUGAGGUACAUAACAAUGGCUGGUGAAUAUGAACUAAGACUAAUGUAAAAUGUGUUGCCGCUUUAAAUGACGUAAAUAUAGUGUAUGGCCUUGAAACUGCGUGCGUGCUAAUAUGUGGUUCCUCAUGGGAAGUUUCUUCCCAAAAUUUUGGUGUAAUAGGGGUUCUGUUCUGUGGUGUUGUUUCUUCGUAUCUGCUUCUGUCACCGUUCAAAUAUAAAAUUUCUUUUUGGGCAAAAUGUUUAUUCAAUCAAAUUUUUGUGGGAAUCAAUAGUUUUUGUUGUCAAA